Lutra lutra (Eurasian river otter) is the source of this 3148-nucleotide messenger RNA. It is a transcript of the gene MCTS1, whose product is annotated as MCTS1 re-initiation and release factor. The coding region runs from base 535 to 1083 and encodes 182 amino acids. The transcript has 6 exons. The record is from RefSeq and is a predicted model, not a curated record. NCBI's taxonomy places the organism in Eukaryota, Metazoa, Chordata, Mammalia, Carnivora, Mustelidae. Gene Ontology annotation, biological process: formation of translation preinitiation complex. Gene Ontology annotation, molecular function: RNA binding.
CAAAGAACCUCUUUCUCUCUCCCCCCACCCCUGCCAUCCUUAUUCCCUAAGGUCUUCUGUAGUACUAGGCUCUCACUAGCAACUUGCAACACUGUAACCUUUCCAUCCCUAAUCUUCGAUCGAGUUUUGAUCCUCCCACCCUCAUUUUCUUUUUCCUUAGCCCUUUUUCUCUUUUGCCCCCUCUCCCAAUCCUAUCCCUGUUCCUAGGUUCUACCAAUCACAUCCUUGCACUGUGAUUUAAGGGUAUAUCCUCUUUAGCUCAGAGGAGAGCCCUGCACUCACUGCCAUAUGUUUAUUAGUUAUGAACUGAAUAAGGGAAGGCUUGACUUCCUGGGUCAUGGGAGUGAAGGAGUCUGGGUGACAGGAAGCAAGCGGCCUGUCAUGUCUAUUGCUUAGCUGCCAGAUUAACCUUGUCUUGAAAAUAGCGUGAUUGCCCCAGAGGCAAUUCAGUGUAAGGAAGACAAAAAUUCUUUGGGAACCUACCUAGUGGGUUUUUCUUCCAGACUUGGUAGGCACAAAAAGCAAAGGGGGAACAUGGGCAAAGGAAGAUUUGAUGAAAAAGAAAAUGUGUCCAACUGCAUCCAGUUGAAAACCUCAGUUAUAAAGGGUAUUAAGAACCAGUUGAUAGAACAAUUUCCAGGUAUUGAACCAUGGCUUAAUCAAAUCAUGCCUAAGAAAGAUCCUGUCAAAAUAGUGCGAUGUCAUGAACAUAUAGAAAUCCUUACAGUAAAUGGAGAAUUACUAUUUUUUAGACAAAGAGAAGGGCCUUUUUAUCCAACCCUAAGGUUACUUCACAAAUAUCCUUUUAUCCUGCCACACCAGCAAGUUGAUAAAGGAGCCAUCAAAUUUGUACUCAGUGGAGCAAAUAUCAUGUGUCCAGGCUUAACUUCUCCUGGAGCUAAACUUUACCCUGCUGUAGUAGAUACAAUUGUUGCAAUCAUGGCAGAAGGAAAACAGCAUGCUCUGUGUGUUGGAGUCAUGAAGAUGUCUGCAGAAGAUAUUGAGAAAGUCAACAAAGGAAUUGGCAUUGAAAAUAUUCAUUAUUUGAAUGAUGGGCUGUGGCAUAUGAAGACCUAUAAAUGAGCCUUGGAAGGAAUGCACUUGGCUAAAUACGGAUAUUGUGCUGUAUCUGUGUUUGUGUCUGUGUGUGACAGCAUGAAGACAAUACCUCUGUGGUUAUGCUGAAUAAAUUCAACAGAUCCUAAAAUUCUGUUAGCUUCAAAAAUUAUUUUAAUUUUUCUUAAAGUCAACUUAAAAUUGGGUGGCAAACUUGGACAUUAAGAGGUAUCUGGUAAGUAAUCAAACUCAGAUAACUUGAUGUCCUUUCUUAGGUUAAUGAUGUAAAAUGAAGGGCAGGACUUGGUAAAUGAACUUGAUAGUAUAUGGCUGACCCCCAGAGACUCUGCCUACUUAAUGGGGCUGGAAGAUAGACUGGAAAUUUUCUCCCAUUACUCCCUGAAAAUGCCCUUUCUCUUUUGUGUGUUUUUUGUUUGUUUGCUUGUUGUUUUUCAACUUUUCAUUAUGGAAAAUUCCAGACAUAUAUGAAAGUAUGUGGGGAAUAGUAUAAUGAACCUUUUCUGUAUCCAUCACCCAGCUUCAAUUCAUGGCAAAUCUUACUUCAUCUGUAUCUCAUUACUCUUUCCCACUCCAUUCCCCAAUUAUUUUGAAGCAAAUCCCAGAUAUAUCAUUUUAUCUAAACUUUAAUGUGUAUCUUUACAAGAUAAGUGGUUUAAAAAAAACUAUCAUCACACCUAAACUAUCGUUAUCACACCUCAAAAAUUUAACUGUUUCUUAAUAUGAUCAAAUAUCUUGUUCAAAUAUGUGACAAGUGAACUUGAUUGCCUCUUUAUUUUUUUAACCAUUUGUUUGCUUGAAAUUGGUCCUAGACAAGGUCCAUAUAUUGCAUUUGGUGGUUAUUUGUUUAAGUCUCUUAUGUUAGAAAUUUUCCCUUUGUCUUUUCCCCUUUAAAUUAAUGAUUGAAGAAAUCUGGUUGUUUUGUCUUACAGAGUUUUCUCCUGCAUUCUGGAUUUUGUCAGUUGUAUCACUGUAAAGUCGUUUAAUUUGUUUUUUAUGCCCCCCCUGUGUAACCCAUAAACAGAUAGGCUUGAUGAGAUUCAGGUUGAAUUUAUUUAGUGCCCUGUCCCAAAGCUGGGGAAACUCGUACUACACAGAUGCUCGGAACUUUCAGAUUUGCAUCCCCACUGUAUGCCCCAGAGAACAUGUAUCUCCUAUCAUAAGUGUUCUAUGAAGGCCAUGGACCUAUUUCAAUAAGAACAGUAAACUGUUUUGGGAAUUAAAUGAGAAUUAAAUGGGAAUGUACAUAAUGACAGUGGGUAUUUCUCAAUAACCUUGCUGUUCUAGUGUCUCAGUCAUUUUCAUUUGGUUGUUUACCAAUAUAUGACAUGUGAUUUUAUUUUUCAGAUGGAUACAGACAUUUACAAGACUGUGGUGACCCGUGUUACAGUUAGAAGUUGGUGAGAAAGGUGAGGGUAGUUAGUAAAAAGAGGCCGUUUGGCUUUUGCAGCUUGGCCCCCAAGAUACAACAUAGGUGAAGGUUAUUGAUCUGGGCUCUGACCCUCAGACUGAGACUAAUGACACUUGUAGGACUUGAGGACUCCCACAUUAAAAUGUAAAUGUGUUAGUUUAUAGCGGUAUGUCUGCUUAGGGUACACAAUUUUAAACAAGAAGUUUUCUUUUCUUUCUUUCUUUUUUUUUUUAACCAAGAAGUUUCCUGAUGUACAUGGAUAAGAGUAAAGGAAGGUUGAAAUUUGGAGGAAUAUUUCAUCUGGGCUGGCAUAAGGCUUAGAGAAUUUUUCCUACUUCAUCAUUAAUUAGAAUGCUUAUGUCUGCCACAAUCUUUCUUUCCUAGCCUGUGGAGGAAUCCUGAUAUUUUACUUCCUAUAUCCUUUUUAAGUUCUAUGUAGAAUAUUUUUCUUCGUCAUGACAGUAAUAUUCUACAACUGAGUAUAUUUUUAUAUUUUACUAUUUAUUCCUGAUGGAAAAAAGUGUAAAUAGUGUAUAAAUCAUCUUUAAGGGUGGGUUUCUUCAAUAGUCUCAUUUUAUGCUGACUUACUGGUUUCAAAUUCUGAUGUCUCUCCACUUGAGGGAUGAGGCACCCUAUUUGAGGCCUGUAGCACCUUACAUUCUU